Orycteropus afer afer is the source of this 483-nucleotide messenger RNA. It is a transcript of the gene SHISAL2B, whose product is annotated as shisa like 2B. The transcript is spliced from 3 exons. The record is from RefSeq and is a predicted model, not a curated record. The coding region runs from base 1 to 483 and encodes 160 amino acids. Lineage: Eukaryota; Metazoa; Chordata; Mammalia; Tubulidentata; Orycteropodidae.
AUGAACGAGGCCAGUCGAGUCUGUACUGGCUACUACAGCCUGAACCACAGCUUCGUGGAGGCUUUCCAGUGUCCCCGGAGCGGCGACGGGGCCGCGCUGCUUUUCUGCUGUGGCUUCGCAGACCUCAAGUACUGCUGCAGCGAGCCGGGCAGCUACUUCCCCUACAAGCACAGCUACAUGUGGAGCCUGAGCAUUGGUGCCCUGAUUGGACUGGGAAUUGCUGCCCUUGUUUUACUUGCUUUUGUCAUCAGUGUCUGCGUCCUUUGCUAUUUAUUUCUGUAUACAAAGCCUCAAAGAUUAGACACUGGCCUUAAACUUCAACACAUAGAAGCUUCUUCCGUUAAAGAAGGCAAGUCAAAUAGAAAAACCAAAACUCUCAAUUCAAAUGCAUCAUCAAAUUCAACUAAUGAAGCAUCCUAUGAAGCUGAUGAAAUAAUUGAAGAAAAAACAAUGGACACAACUCAAAUCAACAUUGCUUACUAA